AAUGGAUAAUAACAAAUUCUCUUUACAUUUCCGAAAAUAUCUGCAGCAGAUUCAUCAAAACAAAAGUGGGCCUUACCACUCUAAAUGGGCUUGAAAGUUGAAACGCAGGCCCAAAAUAGUCCUCAUUAGUCAUUACCCCCUGCGCACCAUCACAGUUUCUGAUUCCGAGUGCAACUAACUCGUCGUCGCCAUGAGAAUCUACGAGGAGUUGAAAGAGAUAGUGAAGAUUCAGAAGUUCCGAAGAUUGGUGUCGUACACUGGUUUCUACUGCUUCGCUACGCUUGUAAGCUACUUUUAUGUCAACAAUACGACUAGGGCUGGUUACUCCAGAGCCGAUCAAUUCUACGCGUCGUAUCCCGCUAGUACCGAGCUUUUAACGGACUCUUCCAAGUUAUACAAAGCUGCUCUUGGAAACUGCUUCGAAGCUGAAGAGUGGGGUCCUUUUGAGUUCUGCAUCAUGGCAAAACACUUCGAGCGUCAAGGGAAGUCGCCAUAUGCAUAUCAUGCGCAAUAUAUGGCGCACCUCCUUUCUCUUGGACAGCUUGAUGGAAGUGGUUGAUGCGAGUAAUUAACUCAUAAACUAUGAUGUACUGUGACAGAGUAUAAAGCAAUAUAUGAAGACGUGUAAAGCCAAAUGAGAAAAACUCGAGGUUUGAAUAGUUGUCGAUAUUUGAACUGCUGUGUAUUUUAGGAAUAAGGAACAAAAUAUUUGGAGCAUUUUGUCAUUUUUCUUUUUGUAGGGCAACAAAAAUGCUCAGAUUUCUUCCUUCUCUUCUUUGAUGUUUACAACCCAGUCAGUCUCAACUCUCAAGUAAAAUAAAAUAACCAUUAUUCUAUGUUAGUGAAUGAUCAAAUGACUUUCAAAUUAA
Molecule: messenger RNA, 869 nt
Organism: Cajanus cajan (pigeon pea)
Lineage: Eukaryota; Viridiplantae; Streptophyta; Magnoliopsida; Fabales; Fabaceae
Source: RefSeq, a predicted model, not a curated record